UGUUGAUGGACGACUAUAGAGCGCGAACGCGGCGCCGGUUAAUCGGAUGGGGUUUUAAAUUUCUUAUUGUUAAAACUUAAACGCACAAUCAAGUGUUACUAUAAAUCAUGAUAUGAAAAGUACCUAAAAUUAAUUGUAAUAGUUGCAUAUGAUUUUGUGUGUGUAUACAUAUGUAUAUUUGUAUAUGUAUAUGUUUUUGUGUAAGAGUGAGAAACGCCUUCGAGCAAAUUAAGUUUACACAAUGUCCGAUGAAUUUCUUGGUAGUAACGCAAAUGAUGAGCCGGCGGUACUUGUGCCGAAUGCUAUUAAAACCACCGACGGCACAGCGGAAGCUUGUGACGAUGCCGAUUCUUAUCAAUCGGAAACGGAAAAGCCAAUUUUAUUGGAACUUGGCACUACACCGAAACCACCACCAGUUAGCGCUAGCAAUGCAGUUGCUUACAGAGCGGAUUAUCCUUUGGAUAUGCAUUUGAAUGGAAGUUCGUGUUUGACAACAACUCACUACCAACCAUACACCGUACUUUCGUCCAGCGAGUCCCACAUGCUGCCACAGAUUGCUGCUCAUUUCACACCGUCAAUAUAUAGCAAUCCUUUUAUUCAAUAUGAAAGUCCUCUGACGCCACCUACACCACCACCACCGCCACCGCCCUCGUCAUCGUCAUCUGCUUCGCUCUUGCCGCCGAUAACUACAAGUACACAUUCCAGUUAUGCUGUUCAAAUACCGCAGCCAGUGAUUUCGUGGCCAUUGACGACGGAUGCGAAAAGGAAAUCUCUUGCGGAAGUGGUACCACCACCGAUUAGUAUCAGUUAUCUUGGGGCACGCGAACACAUUAUUUCGAAAGAGUCGAAUCCGUCUUGGAAAGAGAAGGCGCUGCAAUUGGAGAAAGGUGAGAAACAAAUAAAAACAAAUUAAGGACGAAAUUGGUAUCUAUACACAAAGAACUAAUUAUGAAAAUGUGUGG
Molecule: messenger RNA, 962 nt
Organism: Rhagoletis zephyria (snowberry fruit fly)
Lineage: Eukaryota; Metazoa; Arthropoda; Insecta; Diptera; Tephritidae
Product: salivary gland-expressed bHLH
Source: RefSeq, a predicted model, not a curated record